Messenger RNA from Colossoma macropomum (tambaqui), 3086 nucleotides. Its product is annotated as BRCA1 associated protein. The transcript is spliced from 12 exons. Bases 384 to 2150 code for a protein of 588 amino acids. Gene Ontology annotation, biological process: protein ubiquitination; Ras protein signal transduction. Gene Ontology annotation, molecular function: zinc ion binding; ubiquitin protein ligase activity; nucleic acid binding. Lineage: Eukaryota; Metazoa; Chordata; Actinopteri; Characiformes; Serrasalmidae. The record is from RefSeq and is a predicted model, not a curated record. Gene Ontology annotation, cellular component: cytoplasm.
AAAGACUGCUGACAGCUAAUUCUUCACUUCUGAACGUCGAUGCGAUUUAUUUCUUUAAAACAUGUACAAAAUGCCUAGUACUAAAGUAGUGUAGCUAGACAUUAACAGUUAAUCUCUAUUUUUUGAAGGUAGUGCUAAAACCAUUGUUCUUUUAAUUCCCUCAGUUUAUAUGCCAUCUGGCUAGCUAGCUAGCUAACGUUAGCGUUGUUUUGUUUUGUUCUGCUCUUCGUGUCAGGAGGAAGUCUACAGUUUAGCUGUCAGUUUAAUAAAUGAGUUAAACUCUUUGUGGCCGAAGAAAGUGUACAGUUUUGUUACCAGUUUAACACAUGAAUCAAGCGCUUCGUGUCGAGAGAGAAUCUGCAGUGUAGCUACCAGUUUGACACAUGAGUGUUUCACUUGUUGUGAUCCGUUUGGAGCUCGCAGACCAAUCUCUUAUGCCGCAAGGCUUUCAGUACUGUGCUGAUGAGGAGAUGUCAGAAGAGGAGAAGAGAGAGAAAGCCCUGGGCUCUGCCAAGAUUGCACUGGCCGGCAAGACAGAACUGGAGAAAGCAGCCAUCCUCCAUCAGCAUAUUGGAAGCAGGGCCAUGUCCGACAUGGUUAUUGAGACUUUAACAUCUGGCCCAGAUACACCUGAUGAGAAGGAAGCUGAUCACCCCACUAACAAUGAAAGCAGCAGUUUGAAGGAGCAGACUGUUGGAACUCCAGUUCCUGAUUCGCCCUCCAAACAGCUUCCAGACCAGAUUUCCUUCUACAGUGGGAAUCCAUCAGUAGAGAUUGUCCAUGGCAUCAUGCACCUCUACAAGACAAACAAAAUGACAUCGCUGACGGAGGAUGUGAGGCGCAGUGCUAUGCUUUGUGUGCUUACUGUGCCCACAACUAUGACCAGCCAUGACCUUAUGAAGUUUGUGGCACCCUUCAAUGAUGUCAUGGAGCACAUGAAGAUUAUCCGGGAUUCCACACCCAACCAGUACAUGGUGCUUAUCAAGUUCAGCACCCAGGCUGAUGCUGACAGUUUCUAUACAGCCUGCAACGGCCGGCAGUUCAACUCCAUCGAGGAUGCUGUCUGCCAGUUAGUCUAUGUGGAGAGGGCAGAAGUGAUCAAGUCUGAAGAGGGGGCCAGCUUACCAGUAAUGGACUUGACUGAACUGCCCAAGUGUACCGUGUGUCUAGAGCGCAUGGAUGAGUCCGUGAACGGGGUACUUACCACUCUCUGCAACCACAGCUUUCACAGCCAGUGCUUGCUGCGCUGGGAGGAUGCCUCGUGCCCUGUGUGCAGGUACUGUCAGACCCCUGAGCCAGUGGAGGAGAAUAAGUGUUUUGAGUGCGGAGUGCAAGAGAACCUGUGGAUCUGUCUGAUCUGUGGUCACAUUGGCUGUGGCCGCUACGUUAGCCGCCACGCCUACAAGCAUUUUGAAGAGACGCAGCACACCUACGCCAUGCAGCUGACCAACCACCGUGUCUGGGACUACGCAGGAGAUAACUACGUGCAUCGGCUGGUUGCCAGCAAGACGGAUGGGAAAAUGGUGCAGUAUGAGUGUGAAGGCGACUCCUGCCAGGAUGAGAAAAUCGAUGCACUACAGCUUGAGUAUUCCUAUUUGCUGACCAGCCAGCUGGAAUCCCAGCGCAUUUACUGGGAAAAUAAAAUUGUUCAUCUAGAAAAAGAAACAGCCGAAGAGAUCAACAACAUGAAAGCCAAGUUUAAGGAGACCAUUGAGAAGUGCGACAAUUUGGAGCUCAGACUGAACGAACUAACCAAAGAGAAACAGUCCAUGGAAAAGAAAUGCACACAACUUAACAGCAAGGUGGCCAAGCUGGGCCAGGAGCUGAGGGAGGAGCAGGAGAUGAACCGCUGCCUGAGAGCCAAUCAGUUGCAGCUCCAGACGCAGCUGCAGGAGGAGGAGAGACGGGGCAGGGAGGCUGCCUCCCAAAAGGACGUUCAGAUCGCUGAGCUGCAAGAGCAGCUGCGUGACAUCAUGUUCUACUUGGAGACGCAGCAGCAGAUCAAUCAGAUGCCGGCUGACGCUCGCCAAGAGAUCCAGGAAGGACAGAUCAACAUCGCCUCGGCCCCUGCACCGCCCCAGCCCGGACCCUCUGCUACAGGCUCAAGCAAGCUGGGUAGCAGGAAGGGGCGUGCCAAGAGAGGGAAGUAGCCAAUCAAUGGAGUGGGCUAGCAUAAAUGACAGACUUGGGGAGACUGCCUCGAAACUGGAAUUGUCUAUAAAACUGACUUUUGGUCACCUUUUGUCAGCCCACUCAGCUGUCCACCAGUAGCUACUAGCAACCUAGUGCCUCUUGUGUAUAUAAGAGGUUGGAAAAGAUGCUGGCUGUACAAAGAGUAACGUACAUAUAGCACUAAUGAACCCUUCACAUCAGUGUGAGUCACUUUCCCAGUUUAUCAGAAAUAUAUUUUGGGCACUCGUGGCUCCAGUGAGGGUUCUGCUUAAUCAAGUCUCUUGUGUGUUAUUUGAAUGUAGUGUGCAGCAUUUAUGUUAAGGCUGUUGUAUGAUUGAAAAAGCCCAAAUUUGAUCAUCUUUUUCUGUACAAAAACUUUGCACAGCAACACUAUGAGCAAAACACAGUGGUAUUGCCUGUAUCUGUUUGAGUGUAAUUCUGAAUACUCAUUUAGUGCCUAGAAAAGACAUAUUUUGUACUUUUCUGAAGCCAAAAACUUAAGUAUUACUUGUAAUCUACUUAGAAAAAAGUCACAUUACCAAACUGUUGUUCUGACUUAGUUUAAUGCAAAAUGACGUACAUUCUUUACCUGAAUAGCCUAGAACAGUCCCUCUCACCACCUAUUUAAAAACAAUGUAGCAGGAGCUGCACAAGUGCUGCUGAAGCAUAUGUGCAGCCAGUUUCCAGUACAGUACUCAGCAGCAAGAAAAUGCUGAAAUCCUUGAGUUAAAGUUGAGAUUAUUACACCAAACUGAAAGCAAUGGUCCAGAGUUCUACUCAAAUAUGCAUCUGUCAGAUCCGUGUUGAUCAGAAAGUUAAGGUACAGUUUUAUUGCAACAUUAACUGUUGUGAAUGAUGAUGCAAACCUUCCCCUGUAAUGUAACUUGAUCUAUUAAAAAAACACUGGACUGAAA